Molecule: messenger RNA, 459 nt
Organism: Galeopterus variegatus (Sunda flying lemur)
Lineage: Eukaryota; Metazoa; Chordata; Mammalia; Dermoptera; Cynocephalidae
Gene: CLECL1
Product: C-type lectin-like 1
Source: RefSeq, a predicted model, not a curated record
AUGAUCUUGAUUAAUAGGACUGAACACAUUGUUUUUGUUGUUUACUCACUUGGGGAAGUCCACCCACCUGGGGAGCAGAAGUAAGUCUCCAUCUCAAUAUACAACUUAGCAGAAGUUUGCUUUCAGAAAUAUGAUUCUCCCUUCAGAAAAGCACCAUCUGUGGUCUCGUCUUCCCUUUUGAUACCUGCAAUGGCUGAAGAUAUAGUCUAUGCUGAUAUCAGAACUAGAAGGACCUCCCCUUUAGAACAUGAAUCUCCACUUCAGAGAUCCGUGUCUUCCAACUCUUCUACUGCCCAUAAAUCAUGCCCCUCUAAAGACUGGCAGCUGCAUGGGGGGAAAUGUUACUGGGUUGCUAAAACUAAGACAUCUUGGAACAAAAGUCAAAAUGACUGUGCCAUGAAAAAUUCACAUCUCAUGGUGAUUCAAGACUUCAUCGAUAUGGUGAGGUUUAAUAUUUAG